This is a messenger RNA of Spinacia oleracea (spinach), 1307 nucleotides long. Its product is annotated as non-classical arabinogalactan protein 30. Gene Ontology annotation, cellular component: cell periphery. The transcript has 2 exons. Bases 72 to 1025 code for a protein of 317 amino acids. NCBI's taxonomy places the organism in Eukaryota, Viridiplantae, Streptophyta, Magnoliopsida, Caryophyllales, Amaranthaceae. The record is from RefSeq and is a predicted model, not a curated record.
AUUUGCCAAUCUCUACUUCAAACCUCCAUAUUCUUCCACUUUCUCUCUCCUCAUUACUGUUCUCAAAGAAAAUGGGUACUAUCUCUCUUCCCCAUGCUUUUUCUCUCUCUUUUCUAGUGCUAACAUUAGCUAGUUGUUUCACUACUACUACUUCUGAUGACCUGCAUGCCGUCUCUCACUCUGUUCCUUACUCCGCCUCUUCUCCAGCCCCUGCUCCCGGCCCCUCCCACCACCAUCACCACCACCACAUCCACCAUCACAACCACUCUCUGUCUCCUUCCCCUGCACCCGCCCCCUCCUACCACCACAACCACUCUCUGUCUCCUUCCCCCGCACCCGCCCCCUCCCACCACCACAACCACUCUCUGUCUCCUUCCCCAGCUCCCUCCCACCACCAUCACAGCCAUCACCACAACCAUUCUAUUUCUCCUUCCCCUGCUUACCACCCUUCCAAGCCUCCUACUUCACUCCCUAAACCACCCGCUCAUUCACCAGUUAAGUCACCGUCUCAUUCACCAGUUAAGCCACCGUCUCAUUCACCAGCAAAGCCGCCUUCUUACUCUCCUGUGAAGCCACCAACUAAGGCUCCAGCUCCCUACAGUUUGCCUCCGAGGAAGCUGGUGGCGGUUCAGGGUGUUGUUUACUGCAAGAACUGUUCUUAUUCUGGUGUUGAUACUCUCUUGGGCGCCUCUCCUCUUUCUGGAGCAACAGUGGAGUUAAGGUGUACGAACACAAAGUACCUGAUAAAGAAGGCAUCAACGACGGACAAGAACGGAUAUUUCUUUCUUGAAGCCCCAAAAUACAUAACCACAUACGGGUCCCACAAAUGCAAGGUGUUCCUGAUAAAUAGGCCCAACUCCAAGAACAGUGGGCCAUGCUCCCAUGCAACCAAUCUAAACGGAGGAGUUUCAGGAGCUUUUCUAUUCCUUGACAAAAAGAUGGCCCCACCUACAAAGCCUCAGCCAUUUACAGUCUUCAAAGUGGGUCCCUUUGCGUAUGAGCCUUCCAAGUGUUACAAACACUAAGAAACAAAGAUUAGUAAAAUUAAAACAAAAAAGUAUUUGGAAAAGUGAAAAUGAUUUAGUUCCCCAUGCUUUGGUGUGGUUUGUCAAUUAAGUUUGAAUGUGUUUGUGUUUGUGUUUGUUUGGUUCAUGUGUUAUUGGGAAAAGUGAUUGAAAGAGAAAAGAGAGAGAUAUGAGUAUGCAGGAAGUUCAAUUUAUGUCAGUAAUUCAGUAAUCAGUAUGGUGUAAUGUCUUUUUACUUGGUACAAUAAUCUAUGGUAAAGAUUAUUCAAUUCAUUAUUAUUA